Messenger RNA from Brugia pahangi, 204 nucleotides. The record is from the annotation of a GenBank genome assembly. NCBI's taxonomy places the organism in Eukaryota, Metazoa, Nematoda, Chromadorea, Rhabditida, Onchocercidae.
AUGGAGGGAAAUGUCAUAGGGCCACGUGUUCGAGAACGAAGAAAAACUUCAAUCAGCAUAGCAAUGUCAACGAUGAAUAAUACACUUCCUAACAAUCAAGGAGACCAUUACAGUUGUUCGGACGAAGUCGUCCCUGAAUCGCUUCAGGGCGAAUCAACAGCUGAACUUAUGGCAGACCUUUCUCUCAGAGAAAAAAAAAUCUGA